UCGACACUCUUCAAACCUUGUACACUCACAUACACAAUGGACUCCACAACGCAAACCCAGCCCCUCGCGGACCGCGACACCAACACCCACCUCGCCAACACCAACACCGACAAGUCAGACAUGAAGGCCGAUCUCUCAUCAAUGGAGUGUCACCGCCAGACACUGCAGGGGAAGCUUGACAACGACGAGAAGCAACCCACCGCCUAUGUGUCUCCGUCCGACGAGCUCAUGAGCCCAUGUACCAAGAAGCUGAGCGAUAUCAAGGGCAAGCGGUUUAAGAAUGCCGGCAAGCCCCAGUCGCUGUUCGCGAAGCUCGGCAAGAAGAGCUACGAGCAAUCAUCCGCAGAGAAGAGCCGAGCAACCGAGUAGGUCGUGCUCUGCUCCUGUUAAUCGCCUUGUUUGCCUUUUCGCUUCUCGCUCGCGUGUCU
Messenger RNA from Penicillium cinerascens, 428 nucleotides. Its product is annotated as Spo12 family protein. The coding region runs from base 37 to 369 and encodes 110 amino acids. The transcript is spliced from 3 exons. Lineage: Eukaryota; Fungi; Ascomycota; Eurotiomycetes; Eurotiales; Aspergillaceae. The record is from RefSeq and is a predicted model, not a curated record.